AUGGAAAGUAAGAACCAAACCAACCGUGUCUCUGAGUUCAUCCUCCUAGGACUCUCCUCCCGGCCUGAGGACCAAAUACCACUCUUUGUCCUUUUCCUCACCAUGUACCUGAUCACCAUUACAGGGAACCUGCUCAUCAUUCUGGCAAUCCACACCAACCCUCAACUCCAGACCCCCAUGUACUUCUUCUUGAGUUGCCUGUCUUUCACUGACAUUUGCUUCACAACAACCAUCAUCCCCAAGAUGCUGGAGAACUUCCUAUCAGAAAAGAAGACCAUCUCCUAUGCCGGGUGUCUAACACAGAUGUAUUUUUUCUAUGCUUUGGGCACCACUGACAGCUUCCUUCUGGCAAUUAUGGCCUAUGACCGCUAUGUGGCCAUCUGUGACCCCUUCCACUAUGUCACUACCAUGAGUUACAACCGAUGUGUCCUCCUGGUGGCAUUCUCUUGCUCACUUCCUUAUUUCCAUUCACUCUUGCAUAUACUUAUGCUGAAUACUCUUAUCUUUUGUGACUCUAAUGUCAUCUACCACUUUCUCUGUGAUAUCAACCCUCUGCUUAAGUUGUCCUGCUCCUCCACAUAUGUCAAUGAAAUUAUAAUAAUGUCAGAAGGAUCUAUCGUCUUAGUGACUCCAUUUCUCUGCAUUGCUUUCUCUUAUAUUCGAAUUCUAAUCACAGUUCUCAAUAUUCCCUCAGCUUCUGGGAAAUUCAAAGCCUUCUCUACCUGUGGUUCCCACCUGACAGUGGUCACCCUGUUUUAUGGUAGCAUCUUCUAUGAAUACUUACAUCCUUUGUCUAGCUACACUGCUAGAGACAGGGUGGCAACUAUUGUCUAUACAGUUCUGUCCUCCAUGCUAAACCCUUUUAUCUAUAGUCUGAGAAACAAAGACAUGAAGAAGGGCCUGGGGAAGCUAAUGGGCAGGAAGAAACCCUAG
This is a messenger RNA of Tupaia belangeri chinensis (Chinese tree shrew), 933 nucleotides long. RefSeq names its product olfactory receptor 1L8. The record is from RefSeq and is a predicted model, not a curated record. Gene Ontology annotation, cellular component: membrane. Gene Ontology annotation, molecular function: olfactory receptor activity; G protein-coupled receptor activity. Gene Ontology annotation, biological process: G protein-coupled receptor signaling pathway. Bases 1 to 933 code for a protein of 310 amino acids. The transcript has a single exon. Lineage: Eukaryota; Metazoa; Chordata; Mammalia; Scandentia; Tupaiidae.